AUGGCUAUAAAUGUGCAGCUUAAAGCUGCUGGAUUUGUUUCAUUGCUUAUAACUGGGAUUCCUGCCAAUGUUUUACUUAUGUUUAGCUUUGCCCACAUUGCAUUUUCAGAGAAAAGACUCUUACCAGCCAAUGUUAUUAGGAUGUCACUAUCAGUUGCUAAUCUCUUUGUUCUGAUUUCUCGUGUAGUACCACAUGCCUUAUACUCUUUAGGGUUAAAACAUUUGCUUAACGACCAACAGUGCAAGCUAUUUAUAUUUGCUUUCAGAGUAAGCAGAGCCAUGUCCAUUUGUAUAACCAGUUUUCUAAGCUGUCACCAGUGUGUAAUUAUUGCUCCAGCCACAGGAAAAUGGAAAUACCUAAAACAAAUGGGCAGUCGUUAUGUACCAAAAAUAAUUGCAUUAUUUUUGGCUAUGAAUAUGGCAAUUUACCAUUCUGGAAUCUUGUAUGGACGAGCAACAAUCAAUGAAACAUCACCUUACACACUGCACUUAUCAUAUUGUGAUGUUGCUUUCCUCAGUUAUGGAAUAUACAUCAUAAUUGGCUUGUUAUCUGCAGUACGAGAGAUUAUAUUUGUUGGACUGAUGAUUCUUUCUAGCAUGUACAUGGUAUAUGUUCUCUUCCAUCAUGGGAAAUCAAUGAAGGGAAUGCGCAGUUCUGAUAAGGGCCAAAGCAAAACAGUUGAAUACAAGGCUUCACGAGCUGUCAUCUUGUUGGUUACAAUGUACAUGGCCUUGUUUGGUAUGGAUAACUCAAUGUGGAUCUACACUCUGACCAUGUCCAAUGUGGAUCCAGAUGUAAGUGAUACUAGAUUGUUCCUUGCUGCAUCCUUCGCCGUCCUGAGUCCUAUUCAUAUUUUUGUAACCACUCCUAAAUUAAACUUUUUGUUUAAAAAUCCAUGCAGAAAGAAAUCUAUUGGAUUACAGAAUAAUUCCACUUGA
Xenopus laevis (African clawed frog) is the source of this 939-nucleotide messenger RNA. Its product is annotated as olfactory receptor class A-like protein 1. Lineage: Eukaryota; Metazoa; Chordata; Amphibia; Anura; Pipidae. The record is from RefSeq and is a predicted model, not a curated record. The transcript has a single exon. The coding region runs from base 1 to 939 and encodes 312 amino acids.